CGCUGCACAGGCUGGAUACAUGCUGAGCGCACUCAAGCUGCUCACCUACCCCACUUCGCUCCCGCGCGCCCGUCUCCCGCCUACCAUCGACGUGCCCAUGAUGCCCGUCGCCUCCCCGCCCGCGUCCUCCUCCUUCCCCACACACAUGCUCGCCGUCUCCUCCUCGCGCGCCUCGCACUCCGCGCCCAACACCCCCACCGCAGGCUCCUUCGUAUCGCAGAACUCGUCGACCGCCACCCUCCCGCUCUUCCCCGCACACGCGCUCGUGCUCGCCGUGCACUGCACGCUGCUCCCGCAGCUCCCGCGCUCGCGCCCGUCGAACCGCACCGCCUCGCUCCAGCUGCCGGUCGUACCCCUCACGGUGCCGAACGCGGAGACGUUUGAGAUGCUGCACGCGUAUCUGCAUACGAAGCGCGCGGAUCGUCUGCUUGCGGAGCUCCUCCCGCCGCUCGCGAACGUCAUCCCCCCCGCGCACGGCGCCGCCUCCUCCUCUGCCGGCAGACCCGCGUACAUCUCGCAGUUCACGAGCGAGGGCCUGUUGAGGCUCGCGCAUUCACUCGCGUCGAGCGCCGCGGGUCAUCCGCAGGGCGCGCUGCCGGCGCUGAUGGGCUGCACGAGGGUGAUCAAUGGGUUGUGGCGGAACGUGUGUGCGCUGGGCGUGUUUGAUGCGGAGCUGUGGGGCGUUAUGGAUGUUGCGUGGGAGAUUGUGCUGGCUGCGCUGACGAGGGCCGCGGAGCGCCAGCGUGCUUAGAUGGCGCCGCCGCCGCCGCCACAUUGCGGGCUGGACUCGCGCCGAAAACGCCAAAACGAACGAACGAAAGAACACACGGAGAAUUUCAUGCCGACCCGGCCUCGUCUGUCUAUCCAUCCACCUUC
Laetiporus sulphureus 93-53 is the source of this 876-nucleotide messenger RNA. RefSeq lists its product as uncharacterized. NCBI's taxonomy places the organism in Eukaryota, Fungi, Basidiomycota, Agaricomycetes, Polyporales, Laetiporaceae. The record is from RefSeq and is a predicted model, not a curated record. The coding region runs from base 20 to 751 and encodes 243 amino acids. The transcript is spliced from 2 exons.